CGAAAGAGAGAGAGAGAGAGAGAGAGUGGCAAGCACAAUAGAGAUAAGGAAACGUUAAGAGUUCCUACCGGAGUCUGCCUAGCAAUGAUUCGAUUCCAAGAUGCAGACGAGGAGUGCUGCGUGAGCAAGCGAUAUAUCGAGGAACACCGAUGGCGGACGAGAUAGCGACUGAUAUAUAGAGAUAAGCACUUGGAGAGAGAUGAGAGAGAGAGAGAGAGAGAGAGAAUGUGCGAGUAUGUGUGUGUAUGUGUGUGUGAGGGAAAGAGAGAGAACGAGAGAGCAAUCUCGUGUUAAAAAUUUGCCGAGAGUUAAGCACGGUCCGCGCGAGCGAUCGUAGUAGAGAAGGAAAGAAAGCUUCUCUGUGAGCACUGCACUUCCGCUCACUGAGAGAGAAAGAGAGAGGAAGAAAGAGAAAAAGAGAGUCAACCCCCGGUGAUGACUCGCGGAGGCUAGCUCGCUUCCGCAUACGAGCUCGACCCAGCACUUCCGUUCGGUGUCCGUGGCGGCGAGGCACAACGGCGUGAAAUCGAACUUCUUACAGUGUACCUCGAGUCGGAAGUCGAGACGAUAUUAAGGGGGUAGCAGGCGGAGUUGUCAGAGGGGAACGGGGAACAGACUUGGAACGACUUUCCCGGCGGGGGCACGGCUCGAGUGGCCACGGUACUGCUUAUUGAUCUCACUAAAGGGCAAAAGAAUGAAGCUCGGGCACACGAUCAGCGAUUCACGCAGGAAAUGCCCGGAACUCACGGACGAGCUGUUGGAGGUUCUGCAAAAUUGGGCGAAGGAGCGCGGGCUACCGCACAUUCCUGAGGAGCAACUGGCGUUAUUCGCGUACAGCUGUUAUUUCGAUUUGCAGGCCACCGAACGAUGCAUGGACGUUUAUUACAGAAUGAGGACCACCAUCCCGGAAUUUUUCAGCAACAGGGAUCCCAGGCUCAAGUAUCUGCAACACUCUCUGAAAGUCUCAGUAUUAAUGACGCUCCCGAAGCCGGAUCAAAAUGGCUAUCGGAUAAUUUUUCACCGACUGGCGGACACCCGACCGCUCCAGUACGUAUUCAACGACACCAUCAAGCUGUUGUUGAUGUCCAUCGACGCGAGUCUCUACACGGACGGCUGUUCUCCGGGAUAUGUGUUUCUCCUCGACAUGCACGGCGUGCGUCUCAGCCACUUGCCGAAGCUGUCGAUAAACAGCAUCCGGAGAUUCUUCGAGUAUAUUCAGGAGGGCAUGCCGGUCAGGCUCAAGGCCGUUUACGUGUUAAACGCGGUCUGGUUCAUGGACAAGGUCCUCGCGUUCAUCAAACCCUUCAUGAAACGGGAACUAUACGAUAUGCUUCACCUUUACACCGGUGACGUCUCCGACGUAUAUCCUCAUGUACCGCCUGAAUGCCUGCCGAAAGACUUUGGUGGGGAAUUGGACUGUAUCGCAAACCUUCACGAAUUGCAUUGCGUGAAAUUGGACGAGUUGCGGAACUAUUUUCGCGAGGAGGAAUCUCUGUUUCAUAAUUAUUCAUCUAGCAAGACGAAGAUAUCAAAUAAUCUACAAAUUACUACUAGUAAUUUGGAGGAAGAUCAGAAUGACGAUGAUACUUGACAUAAAAGUAGUUUUAAGAUCUUAUAUAUAAAUAAUCUUAUCUGUAUAAUAUGAGGUAUUUACUGUACAGAUAAAUA
Molecule: messenger RNA, 1668 nt
Organism: Dinoponera quadriceps
Lineage: Eukaryota; Metazoa; Arthropoda; Insecta; Hymenoptera; Formicidae
Product: alpha-tocopherol transfer protein-like
Exons: 5
Coding region: 695-1591 (298 amino acids)
Cellular component (GO): membrane
Molecular function (GO): phosphatidylinositol bisphosphate binding
Source: RefSeq, a predicted model, not a curated record